Molecule: messenger RNA, 4011 nt
Organism: Penicillium canescens
Lineage: Eukaryota; Fungi; Ascomycota; Eurotiomycetes; Eurotiales; Aspergillaceae
Exons: 7
Coding region: 206-3244 (1012 amino acids)
Biological process (GO): post-transcriptional regulation of gene expression
Cellular component (GO): cytoplasm
Molecular function (GO): mRNA binding
Source: RefSeq, a predicted model, not a curated record
CUCUCCUUCCCAACUCCCUUUGUACAACAGUUUUGUCUUCUUUUGGUGUUUGUCAACAUUCGUUUCGUCCUUGUGCCGACGUGUUUCCCCCUCCCGAACCUCUCUCUUAGACGCCUGGCACCUGUGUUCGCAUAGGAAUCCCAUCGCCGACCUGAUUUUUCUCUCGAGGCGUUGAUUGUUUUGGACAAUUCGGCCCUUGCCCACGAUGGCCUUCAAACACGGGCUUAGUGAACGCCUCGACGAGCUGCGAUUCCCCUCUCCACGAUCCCCGCCCUCGGAAUCUGCGUUCCCCGGAUAUAGCUCGCUUUCCCCUGGUCACUCGAACUUUGUAUCGGGCUUCUCGUCUCGGCCUGCGGGUGACGUUCGUGCCAAUCUGCAGCGCCGCUUCACAACCGAUUCGAGCAAGUUUUCGUCAUGGAAUUAUUUAAAUCAAGGCUCGAGCCCUGCGCAGGAUCCUCUGGAUCUCUUGUCUUCGCAGUUUGAAAAGAAACGCCAACAUCUGGAGUACAUGCGUGAACAGAAACGUCGAUUUGAGGAGGAUAUGAAAAUGCUGGACCUACAACACGAAAAGGAGAAGCUGGAGAUGGACCAGCUUGCUCGCGACCUGGCUAAGGCUGGACUAUCUGGUCCGGUCAGCGAGCCAACUACCCCGCCUGAGUACCGCGAGAGCUCGGUGUCCAGCGCUUUCAGCCGCCCUGCUCGUUUCUCUACUUCGAGUGUCACCUCUUCGCCUGGUUUCUUCAGCGCAUUUGCCCCCUCCAACUUGACCUCGCCCCAAGCUCCGUCUCGUUCUGCGCACCAGCCGGUUGACCGCUUUACUGGUCACUCAGUUCCUGGCUCCCGUCGCAACUCUGAGAAGGACGAUUUCCUCGCUGAACCUUCUUCACCGUUCCGUCCUGGCCCUUCUGCCCACCGCUACUCGCUUCCAGCGAGCAACUUGAACGCCCAGGUUCGGUCCAAUGCCUCCGGGUUCAACAACGGAUCUGGUAUCGACUCUUUUGCCGCCGCCAAGUACCUUUUCCCCAGUGAUGAAGAAAAGCUACAUGGCCCUCUGAAGGACGUUGAUCGCUUGUCUACCCCGGAUAUCAAGAGUUACAUCAAGAUGACUGAGACCGACGAUAAAUUCCCUACGUUGUCCCGCCGUGGUGGUGCAAACCUUGUUCUGUCUGCCAACCCUGAUGCCCUUGACCUUGCCAACUCGCGCACUCCUGGUCCCGAGACUUAUUCCAACCACAACCGGCACCGCUCGUCUCACCAGAGUAUGCCGCAGAACAUCUCGGGUUUGAUGCGCAUGGAUCAGCUAAGCAGCCCAACGAACGAAGACCACGGUACCUCGACUCACGCAUCACGCCAUAUCGCUCGUCACUCCCUGGGAAGCAACAUGUCCUUCCAGGAUGAACGUCACGAUGAGACCGCAACUCCUGUUCCGUCCAGUCGCCCGAUUGCUCAAUCCUCAUACUCGACCAACGACUUGCCUACCAUCAAGGGUAAUGGAAUCGGCAAUGCCGUCACGCCUCCUAACAAUCAAAUGGACAACAUGCACCACCACAAUGCAAGCAUGGGACGCAUUCCUCAGAGUGCCGUGAACAAUCGCCAGGGAAAGGAUUCUCCCGAAGCAGAUGACACCAACCUUCAGAACGGCUCAACAUCUCAGACUAUCCUGCAAGCCAGUGCUGCGCCUUUCGGGCCCCAACUCACAUCGGCUGUUUCCACAAACAAUGUCCCUGGAGCGGUUGCUCCAAUGGCUCUGCCUUUCCAAGUUCCCGCCUACAAUUAUGCAAUCCAACCUUAUGCCCCCCAGACUCACCAUGCAAACCACAUGUCUAACCUCUCCGCUGGUUACAAUGGCUAUCCCUCCUAUCCUGGCUCUGGUUUCCGCUUUUCUGACAACUCUGCUCGAGGUGGCAUGGCUGCACGUCGCCAGGAGAAUGAGGCGAGUCAGCUCACACGCUUCGGCAACUUCCCCUUGGAGCACUAUAAGGGUGAGCUGUACAGCUUGUGCAAGGACCAGCAUGGCUGCCGAUACUUGCAGCGCAAACUGGAGGAACGUAACCCGGAGCAUGUGCAGCUGAUCUUCAGUGAGACAUACAUGCACGUUAUCGAACUCAUGACCGAUCCCUUCGGUAACUACCUUUGCCAGAAGCUGUUGGAAUUCUCCAAUGAUGAACAGCGUACUGCCCUGAUUGACUUUGCCUCUCCGCAGCUGGUGAAGAUUGCUCUUAACCAACAUGGAACCCGUGCAUUGCAGAAGAUGAUUGAGUUUAUCUCGACUCCUCAGCAGACUCAGACCGUCAUUGGCGCUUUGCAGCGCGAUGUUGUUGAGCUUGUGCAGGAUCUCAAUGGUAAUCACGUCAUUCAGAAAUGCCUUAACCGCCUUUCCCCCGAAGAUGCUGAGUUCAUCUACGAGGCUGUUGGUGGCAACUGCGUGGUUGUUGGUACUCAUCGUCAUGGAUGCUGCGUUCUUCAGCGCUGCAUUGACCAUGCUUCUGGUCAGCAGAAGGCUCGUCUGAUUUCUCAAAUCACUUCGAACUCGUUCACUUUGAUUCAGGAUCCGUUUGGGAACUAUGUUGUGCAAUACAUUCUGGAUUUGGCUGAGCCUCAAUUCACCAACCCUCUCUGCCAGACAUUUGGAGGAAACAUUCCUCAGCUGUCGAAGCAGAAAUUCAGUUCCAACGUGAUUGAGAAGUGUCUUCGAACUGCCGAUAACUACAUGAAGCGCCAGAUGAUCGACGAGAUUCUUCGGGGCAAUGAGCUUGAGAAGAUGUUGCGUGAUUCCUUUGCAAACUACGUUGUGCAGACUGCCAUGGACUUCUGUGAUGCCGAGACUCGCAACCGCAUUGUCGAGGCUGUCCGCCCCAUUCUCCCAUCUAUUCGCCAGACACCCCAUGGUCGCCGCAUCGCUGGUAAGAUCAUGGCUGCUGACACCACCGCCAGCCGAAGUAGUAACAGCAGCACUGCCACCAGCGGCCAUGUCACUCCCAAUGAGAUGGAGCACAGUGCUCAAAUUCCCAAGACCUUGCUCCAGAAGCCCUUCAUGUACCAACAGAGCGGCCAAUCCUCCGGCAUCCAUUCUCCCACCUCGUCCAGCGGAUACAGCUCUCAGACCUAUGUCCCUCACUCUUCCCAGAGUUCGGUCUCUAAUACCCCCUCUGGACAUAGUGAGAGCUCUUCUGUUUACUCCGCUCCGAGCUCGCAGCCACCUGUCAAUCUCGGCUCGCAGAGUCAACUCUUUACAUACAUUUAAUUGAGCCUGAUCAGCCCAAUUAAUGCAUGUCUUCGACCUAAGUGUACCCAUAGUGAGACGAUGCGACGAAAUUUCUUUUUCACGAUUUUACGGUUACUUUUACAACGCUGUCAUCAGACUGGGCCCAACUGCAUAUGUAUUGAUCAUUUUCCCGUGAUUUCUCACUUGCGUUUUCCUGCAUCGACCUAUGAAACAAUGUGUCAUGAUCAUUGCGUCAGUCCAUGUUGCAUAUUGCAUUUCAUGAAGCGACCCAGCAUGAAGACUUCGGAGCCUUGCCCAAUUUCCUGCUCCUAUCCUCCCCCUGCCCCCUCUUGUACUUCACGUUUCUUUUGUUUCCCCCGGUGGUUACCUUGGACCUCGGAAUCUCUGGCGAUAGUUUUGGAUUGUUCCCAUGAACGAUCUGGCACUCUGUGGCUUGGAUUCUUCAAGGACUGGGCUAAGCAGUUUUCUUUUCUUUAUCAUUAUCUUCGCUUCCCCAUUGUGAUUUUUUACUUAUUUUUACCAUGCUCUUCGCUGUACUUUUGCGCUUUUCUUUUUCUUCCAGCUGCAUUGUGCUGUGCCCGUUACUUCACAUUGGUUCAUCGUUGGGUAAGCUGCGCUGAGGAUCGUUGGCAAGGGCCUUGGUGCCUUUCAUCCAUUGAUACCUCGGUUGUUUGCGGUCAGUUUACUUAUUUUCAACAUCGGAGACGGCCCUGUCGAUUGCCCGUCUCGAUGCAUGUUCCUGCACACACGUUCUGCAUGUAUUCUAGCGCUGGAAAGCGAAUUCG